UGGGGUCAAAGCUGACGCAUUUUCUUCACAAUUUUGUCUGAACACAAAGACCCCCAAAAUCGGAUUUAUACAUUGGUACUGAGACUUUCUUGUUUGAAUCUUCGGGUUUAUCCGUCCAAUUUGCUCUCUUCUCUAUUUUAUCUAAAUGUGAAUGGUUCUGAGAACCUUCUUUUAUCUUUAUAGCCUUAUUAUUACAAAAAUUCGAUUUUGGUUGAUAACCUUGAUAGUGGGGCGUUAUCAAUUUUGUCCAUGGAAGUCGUGGCGUAUUUGAAGUCCGGGGUUCUUGUAAAGUUUCUUGAUGAUAUGAAAAUGGGGGGUAAUGCCUCCGAGGAUGAUGGAAAACCAAUAUUGUUGCAAAUCAGAAGCAUCAUUCCUGUUCUUGAAGAAGGCAAUCUUUGGCCUAACAGAGGAUUUUACCUUAAAGUUUCAGAUACUUCACAUGCAAUGUAUGUUUCUUUUCCCGAUGAGCAAAAUGAGAUGAUUCUUGCAAACCAAUUGAAAUUGGGUCAAUUCAUUUAUGUACAGAAAUUGGAGGAGGCUCAACCUUUUCCAUUGCUAAGGGGCGUAACCCCUCUCCCUGGUAGGCACCCCUGUGAGGGAACCCCUGAAGAUAUUGUUUCGGUCGCAAAUGUAAUGAACUUUCUUCAGCCAUCUAAUUCUGAUUGUAUUGUUGAAAAAAGUGUAAUUUUGGAGAAUAGGAUUACUGAAAUCCCAUCCAAUUCAAGAAAAUUGUUUCGUGGAUUAUAUGAUCCUGAGGGGUUGAAGAAGAAAAAUGAUCAUUUGGAAAGAAAAUCUAAGGGCAAAGUUUGGUCUCGGAGUGCUUCAAAAGUUUGUUCAGGAGAGAAGAUGAUGGGCUUGGAUUCCACUGCUAAAAGAUCUGACAGUGAGAGGAGAAAUUCUGAUCUUUUCCAAGAACUAUAAAAGAGUCGGAAAAGAUCUUUUGAUAUUGAUGGUGAUACAGAAAGCAUAUUGUCAUCGCUCUCAUAUUCGCCUAAUAAUUCAAAGAGAAGAAGUUGGAACGAGUCAGAGAUUUUGAGAGUUAAAGAAAUCUUCGAUUCUUCAGUUGUCAAGAAUGAUAUCAAACCACCCCGUAGUAAUAGUCCUAUUACAGGUUUCAUCAGCUGGUUCUGUAAGGUACAAUAGCUCCAAUGAAAAUUCAAGUUCAAUAUCACGAAGAAGAGAAGUUGCCUCUGCAAAGAAAAUGAAGAGUUCCACUAAGACCAAAGCUUCUUUCUCCAAGAUAACUAGUGAGCAAGCCUCACAUCCAAUUGAUCGCUUAGCUAAUGACAGACGAGGGUCAGAAACUGGUAUAUCAUGGGACUCACUACCCUCGAGCUUGGUGAAGCUUGGAAAGGAGGUUGUAAAGCAAAGAGACAUUGCUCUGGUUGCAGCUACUGAUGCUUUGCAAGAAGCGUCUGCAGCUGAGAGAUUGCUCAAUUCCUUAAGCAAGUUCUCAGAGUUCCAUUUAGCUGAAGAAGAUGAUCUCCAGCCUCACGUCGAUAAAUUUUUUGAUCUUCAAGAUGACAUGGCUCAAACACGAUUAACAUUACAGCCACUUAGAAAUAUAAGUCCACUUAGAACUUCACGACAAGCUGAUCAUACAAGUAACACCAGUUCAGUUAAGGAAGCAUUGCCCAUUUCAGUUCAGAGAAAGAAAAAUUCAUCUAUGUGGAUAAAAUCUGCUGUGGCUCUUGAUCUUUCCCCAUGCUCCAAUGCUCUUAAUCCAAUCCAUAACAUUAUGGCUGUCACAAAUACUCUGAAGAAGUCAAGAAUAUCAAAUCGAAAUACUAAACCAGAAGGGUCAUAUUUUAUCAAAUCACAUAGGAACACUGAUGAUAUUCCCUUAUUGUCAUCUGACAAAGAUGAGCAACCUGAAUGGACUGGGGGAAGCACAAUGCCUACAGUCACUGUCCUCGCUUCUUCAUUGCAAGACCAGUGUAGAAAAUUGUUUUUGGGACAUGUAGAGAAGUAUCUAAAUGAGGUUGAAAUAAGGGCCUCUUCAAUGGUUUUAGAUAGUCAAAUAGCAGGAAUGAUGUAUAAGGUGAAGAGAGUCAAUGAUUGGCUAGAUGUGAUAAUCAAUAAGGAGGCGAAUACUCGAAAGGAUGGUGGGACCUUGGAUGACUCAGAAAUUGAAGUCUGCAAAAGGGUAAGGAACAAAAUAUAUGGGAUCUUACUGAAGCAUGUUGAGAGAAAUGCUAUGGCUUUUGGAAGUAGUAGUUAAUUCCAAUUAAAUGCCUGGAGAUAUCAAACUUGAAGACUGUAUAUUGAAGCCACAAAAUUCAGAUAUAAGGUCAGUGGUUGCUACGUAUGUAAAUGAGGCUGAAAAUGUAUAAAUGCAUAAAUCUUCUCCUUCAGAUGAUUAUUGCAUCAUUCUUUUUCCAUUUCCACUCUCCGGAAUACUUUAUAUUUCUUAGUGUAUCUUAAUAGUGUUGUCUGCGCAGAAAUCCUGUAAAUAUAACUUCAAGGGAAUGUGCAAUACAGAUACUGGGUUUGUUGUUGU
Capsicum annuum is the source of this 2500-nucleotide messenger RNA. RefSeq lists its product as uncharacterized. The transcript has 4 exons. The record is from RefSeq and is a predicted model, not a curated record. NCBI's taxonomy places the organism in Eukaryota, Viridiplantae, Streptophyta, Magnoliopsida, Solanales, Solanaceae. The coding region runs from base 1073 to 2221 and encodes 382 amino acids.